AUGAGUGUCCCACGCCCCCGACUUCUGGACCUGAUGAAGAUCCAAUGCAAGAUUUUCGCGACCACAUUCAACCCCGAAGGCGUACGCAUGGGCAACAAGGUUCUGCGACAGAGACUUCGAGGCUCUGCCUUGGCAGCAUACUACCCGAGAAGAGUAGUCACGUUCAAGGAUCUGCAAAGGGGGUUUGGUCCCGAUUUGAUAGCGGACGAUGAGCUGGACGCAGACCGGCUAGAGAGCAAUGCUGGAUUGCGCGCUCGUGGCAAGGGCCAGACAAAGAGAAGAGGUACAGCAGCAGUUGCACCGACCGGAUCGCCCCGUCAGCGUCGCCAGUCUGGCACCAAGGGUAUAGGUCAGGAUGAGAACGUGCUGAGAAACUCAGAAGAUGCCAGUAUGCAGAGCUCUCAGGAUUCCUUUGGCAACCUGCGAAAGGGGUUAGUGACACUGAAAACUGCGAAGCUCGCCAACCAGAAGGGGCCCAACCCGGGCUAUGAUUCAGGAACCUCGUCUAGCGUAUAUCCCAUGGAUACUCUCCUUGCGAAGUUGUCCGAGCAAGAGGCUGCGAUCCGUGAACAGAACGAUAGUAUGAAAAAGAAGGCGGAGGAAGAAGCUGUUUAUAGCCGGAUGUCUGAGACACAAUCCGUUUGCAUCUCUGGCCCCAUCCCCGGGACGGCUGAUGGGUUCAACGGCCCUUCUGAUAUGAUGUCAGGCUCUACAAGCAUCAUCACCGAUGGUGAUCCCGCAACAUCAGAAGAGCUGCUCCGCCUCAAACUUGAACUUGCACAGGCUCAAGUCAAGAUAACGCGACUUGACCAUGAACUGGCGCACUCCCGGUUUGCCAAGUCGGACAACUCCAAUAUGAUAUCUUUGACUAUGCCGGAGCCAGAUUACCCUACACUUCCCAGAUUUGAUCAGCCUGUCUCUCGUUCCACCGGUGCCAUUGCGGCCAUGUCCGCGACCAAGCCGCUAUACUCUCGAGACAAUAUCUGGCUACUUCCCGAAGAUGGACGAUCGGACACAGUGGAACCAUCCACUGCCGGUACCAUAGGGAGAUCUCGUGGAGUUUGGCGCAACGAUCCAAAACCAGCUGUCUUCCAGCAUCCGUUUGCUACAGCACCACCUUCGAUCCCCAUGUCCGAUAGUCUUCCUACCCAACCGGCAUCUAUCUGGCCACCCGUGCGACCUAGCAACCCAAGCUUCAUGGAGUCCAGUUCCCAGAUUUUCGGAGAUUCAUCGACUGCCAUAGAUGACGGCCCAAGCGGCCGCUUGACACCAGAUAGCGAUGUCCUCUUGCGACCCCCGUCCCGGCGUCGGGGAAGUCGACUUGACACUCACAUGGUUUCCAACCAGGGCUUUGGAGGUUAUGGUACUUUCAACAUGGGGCAGAUGCAGUAUGACAGUUCGAAUGAGUUUUCUUCCGGGGGCAGCUCUCAGAUACUCAAUGCUGGAAUGUUUCCCCAAUAUCAACAGCAGCCUAUUGGUACUCCGUUGUCUCCUCACGCAACAGAGUUCAGCGCAGGCACUGGACCGCCUUGGAAGAACGAGAAUUCUCUCUCCGAAAAUCCAACAUUUGUGCCUACGACGGAGCCACUGAACUACCGUCGGCUACUCGACCGCAACGUCAACUGCAACUGGAAGUACAUUGUAGACAAGAUUGUUUGCAACAAUGACCAACAGGCGUCUAUCUUUCUGCAACAAAAACUGAAAGUUGGCACUACCGAUCAGAAGUAUGACAUUGUGGAGGCCAUUGUUUCCCAGGCAUACCCCUUGAUGAUCAACCGCUUUGGCAACUUUUUAGUUCAGCGUUGCUUUGAACACGGUGCACCGGAGCAAAUCGUCAAAAUCGCAGAGGCUAUCCGUGGAAACACGCUCAAUCUCUCUAUGGAUCCAUUUGGAUGUCAUGUGGUCCAGAAGGCGUUUGACUCAGUCACUGAAGACUACAAGGCGAUUAUGGUACAUGAGCUGCUCCGACGCAUUCCGGAAACGGUUAUUCACCGUUAUGCUUGCCAUGUCUGGCAGAAGCUUUUUGAGCUGCGAUGGAAUGACUCGCCUCCCCAGAUUAUGAAAUACGUCAAUGAAGCACUGUGCGGUAUGUGGCACGAGGUUGCUCUCGGGGAAACCGGUAGCCUUGUGGUGCAGAACAUCUUUGAAAACUGUCUGGAGGAAGACAAGCGUCCAUGCAUCGAGGAGGUUCUGGGAAACAUUGAUGUUGUUGCUCAUGGCCAAUUUGGCAACUGGUGCAUCCAGCACAUAUGCGAGCAUGGCGCGCCGAACGAUCGCGGCCGGGCGAUUGACCAUGUUGUCCACUACGCUGCCGAGUACAGCAUGGACCAGUUUGCAUCCAAGGUAGUGGAAAAGUGUCUGAAAAUUGGCGGUGCCGAAUUCUUGGGCCGCUAUUUAGACCGUGUCUGCGAGGGACGAGUUGAUCGGCCACGCAUCCCGCUCAUCGACAUAGCCAGCGACCACACCGAGAGGUUGUCGCAGCACACAUCCGGAAGCACAUGGUAUCGCUCCGAGGAUCGAAGUUUGGAUCCCGAGUCGGCAUGCUCUGCACGAAUCCAGCCGUUGCAACUCGGCCUGGUCCAGGAGUAG
Grosmannia clavigera kw1407 is the source of this 2589-nucleotide messenger RNA. RefSeq names its product pumilio-family RNA-binding repeat protein. Gene Ontology annotation, cellular component: cytoplasm. The transcript has 9 exons. The record is from RefSeq and is a predicted model, not a curated record. Gene Ontology annotation, molecular function: mRNA 3'-UTR binding. Gene Ontology annotation, biological process: post-transcriptional regulation of gene expression. The coding region runs from base 1 to 2589 and encodes 862 amino acids. Lineage: Eukaryota; Fungi; Ascomycota; Sordariomycetes; Ophiostomatales; Ophiostomataceae.